GAAUGAGACCAGAGAGCUAGUUGUGCGCCGGCCGGCACGCUGGACGGAUGCGUGUAGGAUUCUCGUAUCUAACUUCUUCGUUAGUCUACGACUCUUAAAACUUGUUUUCUCAGUACACAUGAAAUUUGUAAUACAUAAUCAAAGGUUACAUUAAAUGAAUAGCUCCUUAAUAAAGUGUUAAUUUCUCGACGAAUAAUUGUGUUGUUUAUUUUUUAUCUGUGAAACUGCAACGUGUUUGGUUCAACGGACUACACAGGAGUUUUAUUUUUAUUACAGAAGUGCAAUGUUCAAAAUCAACUACUUUAAUUACUAAAUCAACUCUUAAGUGUGUGAGCGACGCUGGUGACAAUGUUUCAAGUUUUUCGGACUAUCGGUGUAUUGUGUGUGGUUCGCUGGCUCGUUUUUGUGGUCAUUGGCCUCGGGUUCCAAGUAGAAUCCCAAACUGUGCAACAGACUUCCGUAGUGGAUAGUUCUUAUAACUUUUAUUAUGAACAGCCGUGCUGCUCUGGGACUGUCGCUAAGACCAAAUAUCACAUGAGGCACAAACGAGAUCAUGUACGGGAAUUUUCCUGUGGCGCCUUGUACUACAGGACCUUCUUUGUUGACUCGAAAAGGGAUGCACUCUAUGUUGGCGCUAUGGAUCGGUUAUAUCGGCUGAAUAUGAAUAACAUUAGUGCGUCGCAUUGCGAAAGAGAUUCAAUUAACCUAGAGCCUAGCAACGUGGCCCAAUGCGUAUCCAAAGGAAAAUCAGAGCAUUUCGACUGUCGAAACCACAUCCGUGUAAUUCAACCUAUGGGCGACGGAUCACGCCUGUAUGUCUGCGGUACCAAUGCUCACAGCCCGAAGGAUUGGGUCUUAUAUUCGAACUUGACGCACCUGCCUCGUUACGAGUACGUGCCGGGCAUAGGGAUGGGGGUUGCAAAAUGCCCGUAUGAUCCAGCGGACAACUCUACUGCUUUGUGGGUGGAGAAGGGCAACCCUGGCAACCUGCCCGCACUGUACUCGGGAACUAACGCCGAAUUCACCAAAGCCGAUACGGUGAUCUUCAGAACGGAUUUGCAUAACUUGACGACGGGACGACAAGAGUUUUCCUUCAAGAGAACUCUGAAAUACGACUCGAAGUGGCUCGACAAGCCUAACUUCGUUGGAUCAUUUGAUGUUGGUGAAUACGUUCUAUUUUUCUAUCGCGAAACGGCUGUGGAGUACAUUAAUUGCGGCAAAGCUGUGUAUUCGAGGGUGGCCAGAGUCUGUAAGAGGGACACAGGAGGCAAGAACAUUUUGAGCCAAAACUGGGCAACUUACUUGAAAGCCAGACUAAACUGCAGCAUACCCGGAGAAUUUCCAUUUUAUUUUAAUGAAAUACAGAGCAUUUAUAAAAUUCCCGGCGACGACAGCAAAUUCUAUGGUGUUUUCACAACAGCUUCGACUGGUCUCAUGGGAUCUGCGAUUUGCACCUUCACUAUCGGAGAUAUCCAGAAGGCUUUCGAAGGGAAAUUCAAAGAGCAGGCUUCCUCCAGCUCUGCUUGGCUUCCGGUCAUCACCAGCAAAGUACCGGAACCUAGACCGGGGACUUGUGUGAAUGAUACGGCAUCUCUGCCAGACACAGUUCUGAAUUUUAUUCGGUCACAUCCCCUUAUGGACAGUGCCGUUUCCCAUGAACAUGAAAAACCGAUUUAUUACAAAAGGGACUUGUUCUUCACGAGACUUGUGGUAGACAGAGUGAAGGUCGACAUGAUGGGACACCAGCUGGACUACACCGUGUAUUAUGCUGGAACAAACGAAGGAAAAAUACACAAGAUCGUACAGUGGACUAGAAAUGGAGACAGUCAGUCGGCUCUGCUUGACAUAUUUGACGUUACUCCAGGAGAGCCGAUUCAGGCAAUGGCUAUUUCGCGUAUCCACGGCUCGUUGUAUGCAGCAUCUGAUAGAAGAGUGCUACAACUCCGUUUGGCUUUGUGUGCGAGACGGUAUGAUGCUUGCGUAAGGUGUGCAAGAGAUCCGUACUGCGGAUGGGACAGAGAUGCUAGCGUCUGUCGCGAGUAUAUACCUGGACUGAUUCAAGAUGUAGCCAAUGAGACAGCCGAUAUCUGUGAUUCAUCAAUUUCUCGGAAGAGCGUGUCGGCUACGUGGGGCCAAAGCCUCCACUUAGGAAGCUUUGUGAAGAUGCCAGAAGUACUCCAACCUAGGGCUGUCACUUGGUUUCACUAUUCAAGGGAAAAGGGUCGUCACCCGAUUACAUUUAAUAAACCAGAAAAGUAUAUCGAGACCUCAGAGCAUGGACUACUGAUAAUCGCUGUGAAUGAAGCGGACGCUGGAAGAUAUGAUUGCUGGCUAGGAGGCUCUUUGUUGUGCUCAUAUAACAUCACCGUUGACACACAUAGGUGUUCGCCGCCGGAGAAAAGCAAUGAAUAUCAAAAGAUAUAUUCAAAUUGGUGUCACGAGUUCGAAAAGUACAAAACUGCCAUGAAGACGUGGGAAAGAAAGCAAGAGCAAUGCGCUCGGCAAAAUGAUUCGAAUCAGAACACGCAUCCGAACGAAAUAGUGUGAUAGCUCCUGAGCAUCGCCUAUCUCAUGUUUCAGUCUGUUAAUUAUUACAUAGGAGUAAUACCGAUACCGUACCUUACGGCCGGCCUCAGGUACUUCAAUAUAUUCUCGUGAGAAAAUCCGUCAUGCAACAGCAUCCGCUCCAGAUAAAUAAUUCCGUGACUAAUAUGUACAAGAUAGUGAUGUGUUAUAGCAAUAGAGAACCUAUAGCUUUUAUAAAGACUUUCAAAGUGUAGUGAUGAUUAACAAACAACAUAGUGAACAGUUCAGCAAACCCAUUAGGAACAUGAGAAGGUGGUGGGACUCUCAAGUUUGACGGACAUUUUAAUAUUUAAUGAAAAAUUGGAUCGAAAUAACAAGCGUUGUGAGUUGCUUUGUUUGUGAAUGUUAUGUAUAAAAGUGAUUAGAAAUCGUAUUUUCGAACUGUAAGUACGCUUUGUUUGUUGGAUAAGCAUAGAAAAUUUGUUAGUUGUAUUAAAACAACUUAGUUUUUAUAUACCAGAAGAAGCAGUCAUUUAUUUGGAUUUCGAUUUACAAAAAUCUAUUAAUUUCCAAUUAACUCCUAAUUAAAAGUAUUAUUUAGCUAUGCAGUUUAUUCGUUCAGCAAGUAUAAUUUUAUAAAAAAAAGUUAAAGUAUCAAGACUUUUACAUGAUAGUACAUUAGCGAUUCAAGUAUAUUGAUACGUAUCGCGGCGCGUUAGUACAGCCGCGGUCGUAAUUUGAAAUCUCCGAGGGUUGUGGGAGGGCUCUCCUCAUUAUUUUUCCCCUAUUUGUGUAAAUAGUUACCUAAUUUCGUUCAACCGUAUUUCAUAAGUACGUAUAGAAUGCACGUCCCUACUUGUAACGUAUAAUUUAAGCCUGUGAUAUAAUAAGAAAUUCGUUUAGUAAAAAGUAAUUUAAGCAUUUACGCGGACGUAUGACUAAAUUAUCGCUCAUUAUACACUCGUAGUUUUAAUGAGGCUUUUAUUUUAAUAUAUCCUAGACACGCUAUGACGUCAUACUUUGAUUGAAGCAAUAAAUGAAUGUAGGCAAUCCCCGUUUUAGGGCAACAAUUUUUAUAUAGCUGUUAAAUUAUUACAAAACCAUGUUUAUAACUUAAUGGUCUACGACUUUUCAGUAAGGAAUUUCGUGGACACGUGAAGCUGAUGAUGUCACCGUUCCGUUAAUCUUAUAAUGUUUUUUUUUUAAUUUUUUUAUUUGAUGAAUCUUUACAUAUAUUUUCACGUAUUCAUCAUAUUUUGACAUAUUUCAAUGAAAAAAUGUUUAAUUUAUUUAUUUAGUGUAAUUGAUAAAACUGUUAUUCAGAAGUAGCCUUAUGACACGUAUCAUUUUCAGUACCUGCAAAAUUUCGAGUUCAUAUCAUGAAAAAUAUACCAAUAAUAUAAUUUUAAAUUGAUUAAAUUCAAAUAUUUACAAAGGAAGACAAAGGAAGAACUACCGAAUUCUUAUUUUUCAAAAAAUGCACCUUUAAUAUUUUUACUAGAGUUUUUUACCUAUUAUCUGAGUAUUGAAUUAUAAAUUACCCCUGAAUUUCUCUGAUAGAUACUAGCUUAAAGCAAACAAAAAACAUCGAACUCAGUAUUCAACUCAGUUUCUUGAAAUGUGUUUGCCACUGCUCAGUAUUAUAAGACAUUUAUUAGGCAUCGCAUUGUUAUUAUUGACGGCUUAAGAGACGCUACUUAUCAAAUUAAAGCUCUAAAAAAGAAUAUCCUUAUUAUACGGAAAUUAAUUUUCUACACUGUUCUUCACUAUGCGGUGUGCAAGUUUUGACAUUAAUAAAUUUGUAAUGCGUUUGAAAAAGUUCAUACAAUUACUUAAUAAUACUAUAAUGAUAUCAAAUUAUGCGGCUCUGUAACGAAAUGUGUGUUUUGAAACGUCAACUAACAAAUUUUUACUGGUGGUAGGACCUCUUGUGAGUCCGCGCGGGUAGGUACCAUCACCCUGCCUAUUUCUGCCGUGAAGCAGUAAUGCGUUUCGGUUUGAAGGGUGGGGCAGCCGUUGUAACUAUACUGAGAUCUUAGAACUUAUAUCUCAAGAUGGGUGUCGCAUUUACGUUGUAGAUGUCUAUGGGCUCCAGUAACCACUUAACACCAGGUGGGCUGUGAGCUCGUCCACCCAUCGAAGCAAUAAAAAAUAUUAAAUAAAAUAAAAAUUAAAGCUAACAUUCAUUAUUACAAAUUAAUACAAUUAUGUUUAUCUAGUUUACGGUUCAAUCACGCAUUUUUUUUAUUAUCUUUCUCAAGACUCGUGACAACCGAUGAAAAUAGUAAACAAUAAAUAGUCAAUAUUUAUCAUAUCCUUAUUAUGGUUCCUCAUCGUCUCCUUUCUAUAUCUCAAAUCAAAUAAUUUUUAAUGCGUACGAUGCAUUUAGAUGCGAAAACUUGUAGUUAUAAGGUCAUUUGUGAGUUGCGACAACAGCUGUGGUAGGAUAAGCGUAGGCAAGUAGGUGCUUCAUUGCAAGCUUUUAGUCGCGUUAACAUAGAUAUAUUUUUCAGACUCUUUCAUAUCACUAUGUAAAUACAUAUUUUUUAAAUAAUUUAAAAUCGUAAGGAAUACCUGAGCUUUGUCGUUUAUCGUGUACUAGUUAAUAAAUAUUCGUACUUAAGUAAAAUAAUGUUUUAAGGAUUUCCGAUCCUCUUGGGAAGAUCUUGCGCAAUAAUUAUAAACUAAUUACUAUUAUCUUAUAAACGAGUAGCUAUGUAAAUUUCACGUGUUAUUAUAAGUUAAAUUCAAAUAACGUAGCGUUAAGAUUUUAUAUAAUAAAUCUUUGAAAUGUAUCUUUCA
This is a messenger RNA of Bombyx mori (domestic silkworm), 5328 nucleotides long. It is a transcript of the gene Sema2a, whose product is annotated as semaphorin-2A. The transcript has 16 exons. The record is from RefSeq and is a predicted model, not a curated record. Bases 349 to 2547 code for a protein of 732 amino acids. Gene Ontology annotation, molecular function: semaphorin receptor binding; chemorepellent activity. NCBI's taxonomy places the organism in Eukaryota, Metazoa, Arthropoda, Insecta, Lepidoptera, Bombycidae. Gene Ontology annotation, biological process: negative chemotaxis; semaphorin-plexin signaling pathway; axon guidance.